GAAGAAACUCUUGAUAACAAUUAUUUUCUAUUCUAAUUUUUAUCUUUCAAAGAUUGUCUUAUCAAUCGGAAGAGGAAAUCUUUCAAUUUUAUUUUUUUAACAAUUUUAAAACUACACACUAUUAAUGUGUAUUUUACUCUGAUUUAGCGUGGCUUUUAUUACAACAAAAAAGUUUUUCAUUCAAAUCAGUGAAAGUUUUAUGAAUUUGUGCCAAAAAAUCAAAAAUCAAACUAUUUUGAUUCCGUCCAGUAAUAAGAGUCGCUCCAAAAUAACGAAAAUUUAUAAUCAACCAACUCUAAUUGCUACAAUGCUGAGUUUAAAGCAGGAAGAAAAGGCAAUCGUAGCUGUUGUCAGGAUCAAAGAUCCACUAAUCGGUGACCAAUUGAUUCCAUUCGGCUUUAAGUGCCAUAGAGAUCUCAUUCCAUGUGAUAUAAAACCAGCUUGUCUUUCAUCAAAAAAUACAGUUUCAAUUGCCGUUGAAGGAAUCAAACCAUUGAAAGCUAUGAUAGUUGGAUAUGGAGAUGAUUCUAAGGAAGUUUCUGAAGCUUAUAAAAUCUUUUGCGAGAAAUCAAAAGAUAUUAAUGCUCAAAAGAAGAUCAAUAUUUGGCUUUCUUCCAGUUUGAUUUAUUUCACUCAAAUCAGUGUUUCAAGUUUGGAAAAAAUUCAAAGAUCCGAAUUUGAACAUUUCGUUAAAGUAGCAGAUUCUCAGAAAAAAGGAAAAUUUCCUAAAACUUCCACUCCUUUGAAAAAACCACAAGAAAUUGUUCAAAUCGAUCUUGCUGAUGAAAAAGAUCAAGAUUCUAAUCAAGGGAAACAUUUGCAAACAGCUGGCUCAAGCAAACAAGUAAUGGUCAAAGUUGAAGAAGAUGAACAUGUGAAACCUUCUAUUCAACAUGUAAAAGAGGUUGUUAAAGAGAUUCAAGAGAUCGCUGGAUAUUCUAUCACUCAAGCUUCAGUGAAAGCUUUUCAUGCUAAAGUUGCUCGGACAUUUGAUGUUCUAUAUUCAUAUCUAGAAUCUAGAGACGAUUCUCCGAAAUCGAAAUUUAAAUUGCGAAUUUCUGAAAGACCAGAUAAUUACUUUAUUCCAACAUAUGAUAGAACAUAUGAAAGUGGGAAUUUCACAUAUAUCGAAGGUCUUUUACCUGUGCCUACUAAGAAAUACAAGCGAGCAAUGAAUAAUAUUCCAUCGAAAAUCGAAGAAUUAGAACCAACUCUCAUCAUAAGUGCAAUUGUUAAAUUCGCUUUUCCGAAUCAUUGGAUCACGGAUGUUACUCUGAGAGGAGCAGGAGGUCGAAAAUCUCUGAUUACUAUUUGGAAUCACCAGAAUCCGAUUGCGAACCCUGCAGAAGGAGCUUUUGAAAAUGGUUUAGGUGUCUCGAGACUAAGAGCACUUUUAGAUCAUGCUGUGCGAAUGUGUGGAAAGCUUUCAUACGAUCUUUUAGUUGAAAAAGCAUUGCACACUAGUAUUGCUAAAGCCAUGCAUUAUGUCAGAACUCAGCUACUGAUUAAAACUUCUGGAAGAGAUUCUUCUGAACAGGAUUCGAGUUAUCUCACCGAAGAAAUGGAUUUUGAAAUCGAUCCGGCGGAUUACAUGAGUCAAGAAUCAAACGACCCUGAUGAUAAUAUUCGUGUUACGAGAAAGAAAUCACGAGAAUCACAAAGUCACAAUAACUUGGACAAGUUUCCAGAAGAUAACGAUAGUCAAUCAUCGCAGUCAAACUUGUUUGGUGAAUCAAGUGGUAAGAUGGCAAGCGAAAGUGAUAAAAAGUCAAAGAAGCUUGAAUCUCCGAAAAAGGGUGACAAAUCUGAUAUAGAUUCGACUGAAAAUUCAAACCAAAACACUACUGAACCAGAUUCUGGUUUUGGACAAGAUAAAGAUUUUUCUGAAACUCAAUCCAUGAGUGGAAGUUUUUCACAGAAACGGCAGUAUAGUGGAAUUGCCUCAAUAAACAAAAGAAUCAAAUCUAGUGUAGAUACCUUACGAGCUAUCCAAGAACCAGAUAUUUUGCCAAAUUCGCCGUCUCAGACAAAUGAAGAAAUUCCUGAACCUCAAUCUGUCGGAGAUGAGAAUGAGACCAAAGUCGGACCACUAAAAGAAAUGCGUGUUGUGCUGAGUGACAAAGGAAGCAACGCUGCUGACUCAGAUCACCCUCAAGAUGAUUUUGAAGUUGAAUCUGAGACUGGCAACGGUUCUGGCGCUGGCUCUGAUGAUGAAAAGGGUUCAGUUAGAGAUUCAGAGGUCGGUUCAAAUAUGAACGAAAAUAUUCAAGACAAAGAUUCGAAUUUUCAAAAUGAAAAACCGUUGAAUGAUGAAGAAACUGACGAAAGCAAUCAAAUACCCUUGACCCAAGCUUUGAAUGAAAUCAAUUCUAAUGAAGAUGAUUCUACUCAAGAUCAAGAUGGAGAACCAAAGGAUCAAAAAGAAAUAGAUCUUGAAAAUUUAUUCGCUUCAGAUCCACGGGCCGCUCUUCUUUUCAUCAAAAAUAGUAAUCUUGUCGAUACAUUCAUUUCUAAAUUCAGACAAAGUGAGGGAUAAAAUUGUGUUUACUGAUUCCAAUAUAUUAGAAAUUGUUCCAAUCAAAGUAAGAAACAAUUCAAAUCAAAUGUUUUUCAAUUAUUAUUUUUCUACCUCAAUUUUCACUAAUUUUUUGUUAUCCAACAAACUAACAAAUUAUUCACACCAAAGUAAGAAACAAUUCUAAUCAAAUAUUUCUUUCCAAUUAUUAUUUUCUACCUCAAUUUUCACUAAUUUUUUGUUAAUCCAACAAACUAACAAUCCAAUGAUCUCAUUCAAAUUUCUUUGUGAUAAUUCAAACAUUACAAAUUGUGCAAUCUCUUUGAACCUCUAGAGACUUUGUGGCUCAUCUAAAGAUGAAAAUAAAAAUUUUUUGUAAGAAA
Tetranychus urticae (two-spotted spider mite) is the source of this 2898-nucleotide messenger RNA. The record is from RefSeq and is a predicted model, not a curated record. NCBI's taxonomy places the organism in Eukaryota, Metazoa, Arthropoda, Arachnida, Trombidiformes, Tetranychidae.